Messenger RNA from Toxotes jaculatrix (banded archerfish), 1846 nucleotides. RefSeq names its product solute carrier family 17 member 5 (gene slc17a5). NCBI's taxonomy places the organism in Eukaryota, Metazoa, Chordata, Actinopteri, Toxotidae. The record is from RefSeq and is a predicted model, not a curated record. Gene Ontology annotation, molecular function: transmembrane transporter activity. The transcript is spliced from 11 exons. Gene Ontology annotation, biological process: monoatomic anion transport; transmembrane transport. Bases 108 to 1589 code for a protein of 493 amino acids.
UGACUGGAGGCUCCAGUGAAGCUAGUUCAGCUUUGUGCUGCCGCUGCUGUUGUCAGGUUUUCUUUGUGAUGCUGUAGACACCGGUUGUUCAACCGCUCACUGAAAAAAUGGAGCCGUACGGGUCGGACACGGAGGGGGACGGGCAGGAGACACCGCUGCUUCAUCGAGGACACGAAGACAAAGUGCAGAGAGCCCCAGCAUGCUGUUCAUCCCGCUAUGGCUUGGCGCUGCUCUCCUCUUAUGGCUUCUUUGUGGUCUACUCUUUACGAGUAAACCUCAGUGUGGCGAUGGUGGACAUGCUGAACAGCACCCACCAAUCUAGCACCAACCACAGCAGCUCAGUGUGUCCCGCUCACGCCAACCCUCCACGGCCCAAACACAACCACACGGCCAGUGUGUACGACUGGGACUCUGAGACGCAGGGCUGGAUCCUGGGCUCCUUCUUCUACGGCUACAUCCUGACACAGAUCCCUGGGGGUUACCUGGCUGGCCGCUUUGGGCCCAAGUGGCUGAUGGGCUUUGGAAUCCUGGGAACCGUAGUUUUCACGCUGUUAACUCCUGUGGCUGCUGACCUUGGUGCAAGCUAUCUCAUUGCUGUCAGGGUGCUGGAGGGGAUAGGAGAGGGAGUCACAUUUCCUGCAAUGUACACCAUGUGGGCAGCGUGGGCCCCGCCGCUGGAGAGGAGCCGGCUGCUCACCAUUUCCUACAUUGGAGCCCAGCUGGGGACAGUGAUAGCUCUUCCUCUGUCUGGUGAAAUCUGCUUCUACCUCGACUGGACCUACAUCUUCUAUGUAUUUGGUGCCGUUGGUCUGGUGUGGUUCAUCUUGUGGGCCUUCCUCGUCUUUGACAGUCCAAACACUCACCCACGGAUAUCAGAGCGUGAGAGACUCUACAUCACCUCCUCACUCAAGAACGAGCUGUCCACAUCUGCAGGCUUCAUCCCCUGGCGAGCCAUAGUGACGUCUGUGCCGCUUUGGGCCAUCGUCGUGGCUCACUUCUCCUACAACUGGACCUUCUACACCCUCCUCACCCUGCUGCCGACCUACAUGAGUGACAUACUGGGAUUCAGCAUACAGCAGAAUGGAUUUCUGUCAGCUCUGCCUUACAUGGGCUGUGCAGUGUUGGCUGUGCUGAGUGGCCAGGUUGCCGAUUACCUGCGAGAAACCUGCCAGUAUCCCACAGUCACUGUCAGGAAGUCCUUCUCCAUUGUUGGUAUGAUCGGACCAGCGGUGUUCCUGGUGGCAGCAGGAUAUAUAGGCUGUAACUACACCUUGGCUGUGACCUUCCUCACCAUCUCCUCCUCUCUGGGCGGAGUGUCGGCCUCUGGCUUCAACAUCAACCACCUUGACAUUGCCCCUUCGUAUGCUGGCAUUCUGCUGGGAAUCACCAACACCUUUGCCACUAUUCCUGGCAUGGUGGGACCAGUCAUAGCAAGAGCCCUCACCAAACAUAACACCAUAGAAGAAUGGCAGACUGUCUUCUACAUUGCUGCCGCCAUCAACCUGCUUGGAGCGUCGUUCUACACCGUGUUCGGCCGAGGAACAGUGCAGCCCUGGGCUGUCCACACAUCCUACUCUCACGGGGACUGAGGCUGAAGACGAGGACCAGACUUGUCCAUUUGACGAUUCAGAUUUGUCAGAUGGACAAAUCUCACUUGUGGGCUCAUUCAGCGGGUACUUUCAGCGACAGAUGUGCUCCAGGUGUGCUGAUAAGUCUCAAAGCUCGGCUAAAUAACAGUGAGUAACAGCCACAAUACUUACAAGGAUAUUGUCCACUGUGAAUGUGUGUACUCAGAGCCUGUUGACAGCUGAACCUGCAGUAAAAAAAAAAGCAGAUUGCACUUUUA